Molecule: messenger RNA, 843 nt
Organism: Gongylonema pulchrum
Lineage: Eukaryota; Metazoa; Nematoda; Chromadorea; Rhabditida; Gongylonematidae
Source: the annotation of a GenBank genome assembly
AUGAAUAUUAUUUCGGAGCAUGGCUAUCGUCAGGAUGGCCGCAGGCCUCAUCAAAUACGAAAUUUGAACUAUAAUUUGGGAAUCUGUUCACAGGCUGAUGGAUCAGCAUAUCUCGAACAGGGCAACACAAAAGUUCUUUGCGCGGUUUAUGGACCUCAAGAAGCAAGGCAACGUGGCCGUGUACUCGAGGAUCGUUGCAUAAUCAAUUGCCAGUACAGUAUGGCAACAUUCUCAACCAAUGAACGCAAGGAGCGACCACGUGGAGAUCGACGUUCGCUGGAGUUCGCGCGACUCAUGGAGAAAGCUUUCGAGGCAGCAGUGCUUACGCAAAAUUAUCCGCGCUCACAAAUUGAUAUUUUCUGUGAACUCUUACAGGCAGACGGCAGUCAUUUGGCAGCAUGCGUGAAUGCCGGUACGCUUGCAUUGGCCGAUGCAGGAGUCCCACUGCGUGGUUUGGUAGCAGCAGCAUCAUGUGCUUGCGCACCCGGUGGAAUACCGUGUGUGGAUGUGAGUUCACGCGAGGAGACCAAUAUCAUACCGCGCAUAACAAUCGCAACAGUCUCAGGACAAGACGAGAUUGUGCUGGCCGAACUACAGAACCGGUUACACAAGGAUCACCUGCUGGUGGUACUGGAUGCAGCGAAAAAAGCGACAGCCCAUGUGCAUGCCUGCCUGGAAGCGGCUGUUUUCACGCAUAUCUCCACUGCAAUUGGCAUAUCCUCUAAUGUGCUGCAUCGUUUCACUGUUCCUUCGUAUGCUUACUUUGGCGCACUUCCUAAUCGGCAGCAUCCUCAAGAUGGACCUGGAAUCACUUGUGUAGUUGAUUUUUUCUGUGGUAUUUGA